AUGCCUGUAAUCAACACUUUUAUGCCCGAAUCCAUCGGAUCGGUGCCAUUCGACAUUCAAGUCAAAAAGCCAAAGGCAAAGGGAAAUUACUCUCAUGCAAUCAUGGGAAAGGGAAAAGGCUCCAGGAGCUGUGUUGCAUGCUUUACUUACCGCGGAAUAAUUAGAAGCCUGGGCCUAUGCAGAAGGUGCUUCAAAGAAUAUGCAAAGGACUUGGGAUUUGCAAUCUACGAUUAG
Molecule: messenger RNA, 234 nt
Organism: Ordospora pajunii
Lineage: Eukaryota; Fungi; Microsporidia; Ordosporidae
Exons: 1
Coding region: 1-234 (77 amino acids)
Biological process (GO): translation
Cellular component (GO): ribosome
Molecular function (GO): structural constituent of ribosome
Source: RefSeq, a predicted model, not a curated record